This is a messenger RNA of Cygnus atratus (black swan), 4860 nucleotides long. RefSeq names its product translocating chain-associated membrane protein 1-like. NCBI's taxonomy places the organism in Eukaryota, Metazoa, Chordata, Aves, Anseriformes, Anatidae. The transcript has 11 exons. The coding region runs from base 14 to 1057 and encodes 347 amino acids. Gene Ontology annotation, cellular component: endoplasmic reticulum membrane. Gene Ontology annotation, biological process: SRP-dependent cotranslational protein targeting to membrane, translocation; protein insertion into ER membrane. The record is from RefSeq and is a predicted model, not a curated record.
GGCCGCGGGCGCGAUGGGGCUCCGCAGGAAGGGCAGGAGCCCGCCGGUGCUCAGCCCUGAGUUCGUCCUCCAGAACCACGCGGACGCCGCGUCCUACCUGGCCGUGGGCAUCCUGCUGGGGCUGAUGUUCGAGGUCACAGCCAAGUACGUCAUCAUCUUUAUUACUGUGCAGUACAAUGUCACCUGUACCAUUGAUGACAAGAGUGAAUGUGUUUAUUUUUAUGAAUAUGGUCCUAAAGACAUUGCUACAAUCUUCUUCUACAUGCUCAUAGCUAUUAUUCUGCAUGCUGUAAUCCAGGACUACAUAUUAGAUAAAAUUAAUAGACGUCUGCAUUUGUCAAAAACAAAGCACAGCAAGUUCAAUGAAUCAGGACAGCUAGCAUUUUUCUACUUAUUUUCAUUUGUAUGGGGAGCCAGUAUUUUGAAUGCAGAAGAAUUCAUGGUGAACCCAACAUUACUGUGGAAAGAUUAUCCUCAUUCUCGUAUGCUUUUUCAGGUAAAAUUCUUCUAUAUUUGCCAGAUAGCCUAUUGGCUUCAUGCACUGUCAGAACUAUACUUCCAGAAGAUCCGAAAGGAAGAUAUUCCAAGGCAGCUAUGUUAUAUUUGCCUUUACAUUGCUCAUAUCUCUGGUGCCUAUAUAUUGAAUUUGCAGCAUUUGGGGCUAAUUCUGAUGGUACCUCACUAUUUAGUGGAACUCAUGUUCCAUGCUUCACGUCUUUUCUACUUCAGUGAUGAAAACAAGCAAAAAGGAUUUACCAUCUGGGCUUUACUUUUCGUAAUGGUGCGUCUUUUGACCCUAACUUUAUCCGUCCUUACGUUUGGAUUUGGUCUGGCCAGAGUAGAGAAUCCAGGUUUUUCCAUAGCAGACGGAAACUUCAACGUACUCAGUGUGAGGAUUAGCUGCCUGGGUGCUGUUUGUUUAACGCAGGCCUGGAUGAUGUGGAAAUUUAUAAAUUUUCAGCUGAAGAAAUGGAGAGAGCAUAUUAAGAAGCAAAUUCCAAAGAAGAAAAUAUCAAACACGAAGAACAAACUGACAAAAAAGGAACUAAACAGCUAACGUUGUCAAUGGAGCAGCAAAGCUAGAAGAUGGAGCAUCACCAAGAAUAAGAAAAUCAAAACCAGUAUGAGAUACAAGCUAGUAUCAGAAGAUGUUUGACAGAAGACUGUGAGUUAAAGAAUUGACCUUGCAAAGCUAUAAUUUGGAUGUCUCAUUAUUUAAAUGGACACUAUCAGGUUAUAUUUUUACAAUAUUUUUGUUAAUAACCCUAACUUUAUGAUAGGAUUCUCUUGGAUCUAGUUUAUCCCAGUAGUCAUAUUUAAACUCACUUACCUUUAACAAUAAAAAUGGACAGAUCAGUUUGAACUUCUGACUCUGUGAUCAGAAAUUAGUACAUUUCUGUAAUAUUUUUAUUACAGAUAUUUCAUGAGGCUGUCUAAAUCUUAGUUGUCUGGUUUUAUGUAUUUAUAAAAUCUGAAGUCUGUACCAGAAAGUUCUUACCAUAUUUGUUUACCCUGUGUCUCCCUGAGAGUUAUUUUCUUUAUUGCACUCCUCUUACAUGGAGUAAGAGGAAUGUCUAGAAGCUAUAUAGCAAAAAUAUACAGAAAAAUGCAAAAAUGUUUUAUAACUAAUUUCCCUUCAAAGAUUACAGAUUUAGAGUGCAAAUUCUGGCAGGACAUCGCUAAUCUUCCAGUAUAAAGAUGUGGACUGUCUUUAGUAAAGAUGCAGAUUGUCUCAAUUGGCAGAAAUGGUAGAUUGCCUGUUGAAUUUUUGCUGUGGAUUAUACCCUUUUGUAGGAGGAGGGGAAAAGGAGGGGGAAAUAAAAAGUAGCCAGUUAAUAUCUACUGUAUUUUAGUCCUUUGGAAGUUUUGUCUUUCAAUUAAAAAUAUUUCUAAAAAGUUAAUAUUUUACGCUUGCAAUCACAUGCCAAUUUUUUUCCUCAACUGUUUUAUUUUCCUUUAGUUUGUAACAGCCACUUCUUAAACUUGAGUCUAGUACUGUUCAGGGAGGCGUUCAAACAGUAUUGCAAUGAAUGCUACACCAAGCAUAACCUAAAGGCCUUUUUUUCUUUCUUAGUCUCUAGAUAAUCAUUUAUUUUAGUCUCUGACUCAAGGUUUUUUGUUUGUGAAGGUAUUAGUUUGCUCCUUAUGUGAACACUUUAUUUAGAUGUGGUUUUAAUAUUAAUAUGCUUAUAUUAAAAGGAAUUAUUUAACUGUAGAGAGAUUAAUGGUAUUUUUGUAAGUAACUCUCUUAGGUCUGAUGUUGAUACCUUAAUGUUGGAUAAGUUUCAGGAAUACACUUUCUUAUUUGCCAUAACCUUCUCCCUGUGUGAAUAAAUUGUAGGAAUAUUAGAUUAUUCACAUAAGCCUAUACAUUUCUACUAAAAAUGCGUACCAUGGAACCAGACUACAUUUGCUGAUAUUUUUAAUGGACUUAGGUAGUAGUGAAUGCCUUGUUCAGUGAAAGUAUUACCUCCUGAGCAGUUUGAAUGAGGUUCCCCUAGCCUUCAAGUAUUUCUCAGCGUGCUGCUCAAAAGACUGUUUUCUUUAAAGUAUCCUGCAACUGCAUGCCUGCAGUUCUUGUUGAUUUCAGUGUGUUUAUACCUAAGUUAGCAAACUUUCCAAGUGAAUCCAGAGGGGGGUUUAGGCUCCAGUAUCCAUUCCUAGGCACAUGAAACUAAACAACUCGGAACAUUAAAGUCUUUUUUGGCAAGUGUUACCAGAAAGUAUGUUACUAAUACUACCACUUGAAUAAACUGAUAACACUCUUGAAUGUUCUUAAUCCACUCACAACGCUCAUGAUGGCCAUAUAUUGUAUAUUAAAGACUGUAAUUUUUUAUUUAAAGUAUUGUUGUAGAAAUACUAGUGCAAAGUCUCAGAGGGGAUUUUCAAAAGUCUUAGAAACACAGGUCCUAAGUGCCAUGAAACAGACAAGUCAGCCUAUGCUUAAGGUCUAGGCUAAAGACUAUGCAAUAUGUUGGGGUGUGUGUUGGGGGGUUGUUUUGUUUUUUCACAGCUUUAUCAGUGUGCUUUUUCUUCCUCCAGAGAACUAUGAAUGUCACAGAGUAACGAUCAAAUUAGAUGUUAACUUGUUCCUGUUUCAACCGUGUAGCCUUUGCUGAAGUUGCAUAAAAUCUGUUAGCACAGAUGUUGAGGCAUGUUCCCUAGUGGCGUGAUGUUAUGAUGAAUGAUCCUGUUAAGUAUUUUUAACAUUUAAGGCAUUAAUUUAUGUAAAUCUUAAGACUUUCAGAGCAAUUGUAUGUAGUAUUUUGUAACAAUCUAAUUGUAAACUUUAUAGGGUAGAGGUCCUCUGCAUAGUCACAUGUGUGCACAUCAAAAUGUAAAAUACUACCAUUCAUCUGCUUUGGAAAACCAAAAUUAUAUUCUCUUACUUCUAACCUUCCUUUCCUCUCAGUGAGUAUCUAAGAUUUUUUUGUUGUUGUUUUAAAGAUAAAACAGCAUCUUUUAGUGCAGAAACUCUUACAUUACAAAUUUGCAUUUCUGGUUUUGAACAGUAUGAUAGGAAUGAAUAGAUUGUCUUGAUUUUGGGGAAAAAAGUGAAAAGAAAAAUUCUUAAGCUGAUAUAUUUUACAUCCUAUUCUUACAAAGGUUUUGAGUUGACCACCUGAAGCAGAAUAGUUUGAAGGCUGUUGUUGUGGUUUAGCCCGGCUGGCAGCUAAACACCACACAGCCGUUCGCUCACCCUCCCCCCUCCCUCUCCGGGAUGGGGGAGAGAAAUGGGAAAGUGAAGCCUGUGAGUUGAGAUAAAGACAGUUUAUUAAGACAGGAAAAAUAAUAACAAUAAUAAUAAUAAUAGUAUUAAUAAUAAUAAUGUGUACGAAAUAAGUGAUGCACAAUGCAAUUGCUCACCACCCGUUGACCGAUGCCCAGCCUAUCCCCGAGCAGCCGGCCCCCCCACCCCGGCUAGCCACCCCUAUAUAUUGUUCAGCAUGACGUCAAAUGGUAUGGAAUACCCCUUUGGCCAGUUUGAGUCAGCUGUCCUGGGUCUGUCCCCUCCCAGCUCCUGCUGCACCCCCAGCCUGCUCGCUAGCAGGACAGAGCGAGAAGCUGAAAAGUCCUUGGCUUGGUGUAAGCACUGCUCCACAACAAUUAAAACAUCAGCGUGUUAUCAGCGCUCUUCUCAUCCUAAUCCAAAACAUAGCACCCUGCCAGCUACUAGGAGGAAAAUUAACUCUGUCCUAACUGAAACCAGGACAGCUGUAUAGUGGCAUAGGGAUUUGGAUGAUGGUGUUACUCUUGCCUGCUCCUGUUUAAAAGUCUACUAAAAACUAAUUAUUCUGAGUAAGUUCUAAACAUGCAGGAUGUUGUCUUGGAGCUAGAGUUAGCAAAUUCUGAAAACAUGAGAAUUUCUAAAUGCUCAGUGUUUUGGAAUGCUGUGUGACUAUAUAAAUUGUUUCAUUAUGUUGUAGAUAAGUGAAUUGGGAAGACGAAAGCAAUGUUUCGUCUGUAUUUGUUUCUCAGUAUUAGAAUGGGUUGCUACAUCUACUUAAAUUGAAAGCACACUUGUACUGCCUUUCUUAAACCAUCUGAAUGUUGACUUUCACCACAGAAGGUUCUAGUAGUUAGAGAAAUGUGUGGAAGAGCACUGAUAUAUUGUAAAGUAUAAAAUUUUAGGUGUUUAGCUUUAAGUGUCAGUAGCUGGCACUCACUUUAUGAACUUACUGACCAGAAACAACAGAGUAAAGUUUACAAACAAUAUCAUUCUAACACUUCUGUUUGAUGCUGUUACAAUUAUCUCCUAAAAUGUAGAGUUACUCUACCUUGAAACCAACGGUGUACUGUGGGUUAUAUUGAAUGUGUGUCUGUCUGAUUGCAACAAAUACACUGGCUUGUUUUUAAUUC